Messenger RNA from Trichomonas vaginalis G3, 333 nucleotides. Its product is annotated as DNA/RNA polymerases family. Lineage: Eukaryota; Parabasalia; Trichomonadida; Trichomonadidae. The annotation marks the transcript as partial. The record is from RefSeq and is a predicted model, not a curated record. The transcript has a single exon.
UACGAAUUCACUCAAGGUCAAAGUGGCUUAGUAACCACAUUAAAACCUAUUGUCGAACAUUGGUCUUACCCUCAGUUCGCAAAAGCAGUCCUUGACAACUACAACAAAUUCUUCUCCGAAGUCAAAUCGAAAGUGAAGGUUUACUAUGAGAACAUUGACGCACUCAUGACGAACGAAGAAGGAUACAACAAACUCAUUGAAAUGGGUUUAGUCGGUGAAAAGAUGGGUCGAUUCAAAUUGGACAAAAUUUUCACCGAAGUUCAUGUAAUAUCGAAAAGGAAAUAUUGGGGCAUACUUGAAGACGGCACAGAAAUAAAACAUUGCAUGAAAUAA